AUGACUGAUCUGGUGACGGACCGGCCGGCCGCACCCGUGCCGGAGGGCGUGGCCUCCCGGCUGCUGCAGGAGGCCGCGGCCGCCCUCAGUCAGGGUGUGAAGGCCUUCAAGGCCGAUGGCGCCGGCCAGGCGGCCAGCCAAUGGAGCUGGACACAGACGGUGCUGACCUCGGGCACCGUGUCGGACAAGCUGGCGGCGCGGCAGGCGCUGCUGCGCGCUCGGCCCCAGUUCGGCCUCCACCUCAUCGACGACACGGUCCGCAUGGUGGCCGCCAAGGGCAAGGGCCACGCCAUGCAGGCUAUGAACAUGCUGGCGGACCUGUUCGGGCAAUACCUGCUACCUCCGAAUCGGAAGCUGAAGUUGUUUGCCCAGCAGCCGCUAGGGGCGCUGCAGGACAUCGCCGGCGGCGAUCCCGCCGUUCGCAGGCGUCAGCUGAUUUUCUGGCUCUUCGAGGAGCGCCUGAAGGCCGCCUACAAGGAGUUUGUGGGCCGGGUGCGCGAGAUGGCGCACGACACGGUCGAGAAGUCGCGCAAGCACGGCGUCAACACGCUGGCGCAGCUACUGGUGGCGCACCCCGAGCUAGAGCAGACGCUGCUGGAGACGCUGGCCAAUAAGCUGGGCGACGAGAAGAAGUCGGUGGCGUGUCUGGCGGUGCGUCGGCUGAGCUCGCUGCUGCGCGCCCACCCGGCCAUGCGCACCGUGGUCGUCAAGGAGGUGGAGCGGCUGCUGUUCAGGCAGAACGUGGGAAAGCGGGUGCAGUUCUACGGCAUCUGUUUCCUCUCGCAAGUGCAGUUCUCGGACGAGGGCGACGAGGCGCUGGCGCAGCGGAUCGUCCGCAUCUACGUCGGUUUCUUCCGCGCCUGCGUCAAGCAGGCGGAGCUGGACGCGCGUCUGAUGCGCGCCCUGCUGACGGGCCUCUCGGACUGCGUGGGCCGGGCGCGCCUACUGGCCACCGAGCUGCAGCAGUACAUGCAGCCGCUGCACCACAUCGCGCAGCUGGCCAACUUCGGCGUGGCCACGCAGGCGCUGCUGCUCAUGUUCCGGCUGACGACAGCCGGCGGCCAGACAGAGCCCACCGACCGGUACUACUGCGCGCUCUACAAGAAGCUGGUCCACCCGGGUCUGGCCACAUCGCAGAAGCUGGCCGACUUCCUGAACCUGGUGUACCGCUCGGUCCGGAUGGACUCGUGCCAGCCGCGAGCGCGCGCCUUCAUCAAACGCCUGCUUCAGGGCUGCCUGCACCAGACGGCGGCGUUGGCCUGCAGCGUGCUGCUGCUCGUCUCCGAGCUGUUCCGACGGCGGCCCGAGCUGGCGCACGUGGCCGGCCAGGCGACGGCCGCCGCCUGGACGGCCGACGACCACAGUGACGGCGAGGAGGCGCCGAGAGACGUGCCGCUGCCGGACGAGCCUCAGGACGAGCCCCGGCACGAGCGUGAGGACGAGCCUCGGGCCGCGACGGCGGCGGCGGUGCCGGCCGGCCGGCGUCGGUACGCGCCGCUGUACCGCGAGCCGCGCUGGUGCCGCGCCGAGCUGGCGGCGCUGCACGAGCUGGCGCCGCUGGCGCGCCACUUGCACCCUACGCUGGCGCUGUUCGCCGGCCAGCUGAUUGCCGGGCGGCAGGCCCAGUAUUCGGGCAACCCGCUGCACGACUUCCAGCUGAUGCACUUCCUCAACAGGUUCUGCUACCGCAACCCGAAAAAGUCUGCCUCGGUGGCGGAGACGGCGCGUCGGCUGCCUGUCAGCUCUGCCGAGUACGCCCGGCUGGCACCCAGCCAGGUGCCGCACGACGAGAAGUUCUUCCACCGGUACUUCCAGUGGCGCGAUGAGCACGGUCUGACGGCGAGCGCCGCCGGCCGGCCGCUGACCGACGCCAGCGGUGACGUCACAGACGAAGCCUUCGACGACUUCCUGGACGGCUUCUUCGAGAAGAAGAGGAAGGCCGGCGACGGCGUCGACUUCCUGACAGAGAUCGCGCACGGCGCGGAGGAGGCACUGGAGGAGGAUGAUGUCGACGGCGGUGACGACCUGAGCCAGACAGACAGACUGCUGGAGGAUGAGGAUGAUGAGGAAAAGGACAGUUUGGGAGACGACUCAGACGACGAUCCCGAGUUUCCAAUGAUGACCUCCGGAUCGCGUCCGGUGACCACCAGCAAAACGCAGUCCAAGAAGCGAGAUGUUUCGGACCUGUUCUCCGCGGCCGACGAGUACCCCGACCUGUUGGACGAGGAUGACGAGCCGGCCGAGGACUCGUCCCGGGCUGCCGGUCAGAGGCAGCUGCAGUGGGAGGAGACGGGCAGCACCAAGCGGCGCCGGCAGGAGGCGGUCACCGACUUCAGGGUUGGCAAGGGCGCGCCGCGUAAGAAGUUUAGAGGCAACGCCAGGCGCAGGAAGUAGUGCAGUGCUAUGAGAGCUGGCACGAGUACGCCCAACACGUAGAAAAUUGUGUUGCCUUUUGUAUUCCGGGCAGAUAUUCAAGAUCGCUUCAGAUACACAUGGGUGCAUGCGACGUCAUCAUGCAUGUCACAGGAGGCUCUUACAUACCCAUUCGUUACACAUCUGACUUGGAAAAUACAUACGCAAACGGUU
Pollicipes pollicipes is the source of this 2586-nucleotide messenger RNA. RefSeq names its product CCAAT/enhancer-binding protein zeta. The transcript is spliced from 18 exons. Lineage: Eukaryota; Metazoa; Arthropoda; Thecostraca; Pollicipedomorpha; Pollicipedidae. The coding region runs from base 1 to 2394 and encodes 797 amino acids. Gene Ontology annotation, cellular component: nucleus. The record is from RefSeq and is a predicted model, not a curated record.